CGGCGAGGUGACCUGAGUGACUGGGGAGAGGUCGAGUUUCGGCCAAUCGGCGGCAAGGAGGGCGGGACUUCCUGCGCGGGAGCCAGAGCGGCCGGCUGCCCGGCUCUCCGUGGUUUCCAGCUCGCGUGGUGGUGGCGGCAGAGCGUCUCCGUGAGGAGGUGCGCGGGGCCAUGACGUCAGCGUCCACCAAGGUUGGAGAGAUCUUCUCUGCGGCCGGCGCCGCCUUCACGAAGCUCGGGGAGCUGACUAUGCAGCUGCAUCCAGUAUCGGACUCUUCCCCUGCCGGUGCCAAGUGGACGGAGACGGAGAUAGAGAUGCUGAGGGCUGCUGUGAAGCGAUUUGGGGACGAUCUUAAUCACAUCAGCUGUGUCAUCAAGGAACGGACAGUGGCUCAGAUAAAGGCCACUGUCAAGCGAAAAGUUUAUGAAGACUCUGGUGUCCCUCUUCCAACUGAGUCACCCAAGAAAGGGCUCAAGAAGAUGACGUCUGGGGUCCUCUCCCCUCCAACUGCCCCUCCACCCAGCAGCUCCAGUGUCCCUGAAGCUGGGGGUCCUCCCCUAAAGAAACAGAAGGCUGAUGUGACCCUCAGUGCUCUGAACGACUCCGACGCCAACAGUGACCUGGUGGAUGUUGAAGGGCUAGGAGAAACUCCUCCAGCCAAGAAACUCAACUUUGACCAGGACAGCCUGACCCUGGACUCUGGCCUUCUCUCGACCUCUGCUGAUGCUCCUCUACUCUCCUGCUGAGCCUUCUGCCUCUGACCCUCACUGUUCACCGUGGACCUGUGGAUCACCUGGAACUCUAAGCAAGGACUGCAUGAGAGAGGGUCAGAAAGCCACCGGAGCUGUCCAUCUUGUUCCUGAUAAACAUGUGCCCAUACCCUCUGACCUCCUUCCGAUGGACAUUUUUAUACAGAAAAUUAUAAUAAAAAAUUUCUCUCAGCAUGGUGCUGCCA
Messenger RNA from Phodopus roborovskii (desert hamster), 955 nucleotides. RefSeq names its product chromosome unknown C17orf49 homolog (gene Bacc1). The transcript is spliced from 6 exons. Lineage: Eukaryota; Metazoa; Chordata; Mammalia; Rodentia; Cricetidae. Bases 171 to 746 code for a protein of 191 amino acids. The record is from RefSeq and is a predicted model, not a curated record. Gene Ontology annotation, cellular component: NURF complex; MLL1 complex.